Tetrapisispora phaffii CBS 4417 is the source of this 2031-nucleotide messenger RNA. It is a transcript of the gene MSS116, whose product is annotated as ATP-dependent RNA helicase. The transcript has a single exon. The coding region runs from base 1 to 2031 and encodes 676 amino acids. Gene Ontology annotation, cellular component: mitochondrion. Gene Ontology annotation, molecular function: nucleic acid binding; ATP binding. The record is from RefSeq and is a predicted model, not a curated record. NCBI's taxonomy places the organism in Eukaryota, Fungi, Ascomycota, Saccharomycetes, Saccharomycetales, Saccharomycetaceae.
AUGAUGAAUAUUCUGUUAAAUGCUUCCAAAGCGUCACACUCGGUGGCUAUGCCUCUACUACGUAGAGUUGGUAACGGCAUGGCUGUUAGGGGCUUGCAAUCCACAGCUAUAGGGCUUGCUGGGUACUAUAAUGGCGGCCGUGAUGGUGACCGUAACGGUGGCUAUAGAAAUAAGAGAAGUGAUGCGAAUUAUGGUAAUAGACAAAGUUUCAACAAUGGUGGAGGAGACAGGUAUGGUGGGAGAAACAAUAACUAUAACAACAGACGUGGUGGCUAUGGUAGAAACAACAGGAACGAUAUGUCCAGAAGAGAACCUGACGAUAGUUUGAAGUCAUCGAAAUUCACGAAAGUCGUGGUUGUUCCAAAGGAAGAUACUGAAUCCACUAUCACUUUAGACAGUCUGCACGAGGAAAAAAUCCUUAAUGAUGAUCUUUAUGAAGCCGUCAAUGCUAUGGGCUUCCCAAGCUUGACUCCAGUGCAACAGAAGACUAUCAAGCCGAUCUUGGAAAAUGAUAAGGUUGAUGUCAUCACAAGAGCAAAGACAGGUACAGGUAAAACUUUUGCGUUUUUGUUACCUAUCAUGGAACAUUUGAUGCGUAGCAACGUCGCAGGUUCAGACUCCGUCAGAUCCGUGAUUGUCGCACCAACUAGAGAUCUGGCAUUGCAAAUUGAAGAAGAGUUAAGAAAGAUAUAUUCCAAGAACAGAGAAUUAAGGAAAUUUGGUUCUUUGUCUUUGGUUGGUGGUACCGACUACAGAAGGGCCAUCCGUAUUCUGCUUGACAAACAACCAAGCAUUGUCAUUGGUACUCCAGGUAGAUUGAUUCAAACUUUAGACGAGUACGGGGAACAAUGUUUCAAGGACGUAGAUUUUAAAGUUCUAGACGAAGCUGAUCGUUUAUUGGAAAUUGGUUUCAAGACAGAUCUAGAAUACAUUUCCUCUACUUUAAACAAGUUGAACAGUAAGGGGGAGGCACAUAUCAGAACUCUAUUAUUUUCAGCCACUUUAGACGACAAAGUUCAAAUCUUAGCUAAUGACAUCAUGAAUAAAGAUGAAUGUUUGUUUUUGGAUACUGUUGACAAGAAUGCACCAGAAGCUCAUGAAAAUAUCGAUCAAUCCGUUGUGAUGACAGACUCAUAUGCUGAUAGUUUGUUUGCAACAAUUCAACACAUUAAGAAUAAAGUUGAUACUGAACCAGAGUACAAAGCCAUUUUGUUUUCACCAACAGUGAAAUUAACCACAUACAUCUGUAAUAGGUUAUACAAAGUGUUCGGAAGAUCAUUCCCAAUUUUAGAGUUCCAUGGUAAAAUUUCUCAAGCAAGAAGAACCUAUUUAGUAAAAGACUUUAAGAAAAUUAAGUCAGGUUUAUUAGUAUGUACCGAUGUUGGUGCUCGUGGUAUGGAUUUCCCAAAUGUUGGAGAAGUUUUACAACUAGGUGUUCCAACCGAACUUGCUAAUUAUGUUCACCGUAUCGGCAGAACAGCUAGAGCCGGUAAAGAAGGAGCUUCUAUUCUGUUUAUGUGCAAGGAUGAACUUCCAUUUAUCGAAACUCUACGUUCUGAAAAGAAAAUUGAGAUUAAGCAUGUCAAUGAAUAUGAAAAAGAUGAAGAUUUGGUUAAAACAAUUACCGAUCAUCCAGGGAGACCAUACGAAGUGAAAGAAGCCAUUUUAUCUGUCAUGUCAUCAUACCAAGCUUGUCAAGACAAUUAUAGAUUCAACGGCAACAAACUAUUCCCAAAUAUUGCAGGUGCAUAUGGUGCUUUAUUAAGUGAACCUGGUUUGAAGAUACCUUUCCCAGACCGUUCCAAAUUACAAAUGUUUGGUUUUGCUAGAGCACGUUUCGCAAAUGAAAUAUUUGAUUUCGAUGCACAAAAAGAUGAUGAAGGCUCGCAUGGAGAUGAUUAUCAGAAAUCUUCCAGAGGAAGCAACUACGGCAGAAACUCGUACAACAACAGAGAUGGCCAAACUGGUUACAGAUCCUUUAAUGGUGAAAAGCGUAACUACAGAAAUAAUAGAUCUAGCUCUCGUUACUGA